Messenger RNA from Tuber aestivum (summer truffle), 1982 nucleotides. NCBI's taxonomy places the organism in Eukaryota, Fungi, Ascomycota, Pezizomycetes, Pezizales, Tuberaceae. The record is from the annotation of a GenBank genome assembly.
AUGGCCUCCGGCAAGCACAAAAAAAAAUCAUGCCUAGACUGCCGCCGCCGGCAUCUAAAGUGUGAAUUCGUAGAGGGUUCGUCAAUCUGCGUCUGGUGUAGGAACCACGGUAGAGAAUGUGUCAAGGAUCUAGAAGCUCGAGAUACACACUUACCUCCCCAACCAGCAAAAGACGGGUCCCUACCCCCUCCCCUUCCUUCCCCACUUGCCUAGCUAACAUAGGAAUGAAACCUAGGGCAAUCGUCCUCAACGGCUCCACCUCCGCAUUCGGCGGCUUCCAACUCGGGAAAUCUAGCUUCCUCCCGGCCGACGGGCCCAGCGCUAACCGAGUUCUCCGCCUCCGGCAGGACCUAGGACUACAGCACAAGCACACUGCUUGUUGGGCCGAAGAGGGAGACCUGGACCACGAGCUGCGCCUUGACAAGCCUGUCCUGACCUACCUGCGGGAGCUCUACUUCGCACGCGUGCACCCAUACAUCCCCAUCAUCACGCAGACUUACCUCGACGAUUCCAGCACCGUUCCGAGCCAGCUGCUGCUCUCGGCAAUGUACGGCGUGGCCGCCAGGCUACCGGGGGCGAUAGUGUCAACGAGGGACUUCCUGCACAUAAAGCGGGUGUUCGAUCACCAACUUAAGCAGCUCACCGCGAACUAUGUCCCAAGCUUGCAAGCGUGUCAGGCGCUCGCGUUGAUCCACCUGACACUGGAGAUGCAAUGUGAGGGGCUAGAAGGCGUGGAAACCUGGCCGCUGCGACUAGCCAGUGCGGUGCGGAUGGCGCUGGAAUUGAAGCUGCACGACGAUUCCACCUACCCUUCCUCACCCCCAUACAUGGCGGAGCUGCACCGCAGGCUGUUCUGGGUGCUCUUCACCAAAGAUCGGUGGACGAGUACGGGGAAAGGGCACCCGCUCAUGCUCGACACAGCGGAUAUCCGCACUUCCUUACCCACAGCAGUAGAUCUCGACGACAACAGCAAUGACCCCACCGAUAAUAACACCCCAGCCGCACACGAAUUUUUCCUAGAACUAAUCCACCAAGCUCGCGUCCUCGGUGCUAUCCACCCAAUCUGCUUCCGCGCCGACAGAUUUGCGCACGUAACGCUUACACAAUUCCGCGAAAUUGAAGCUAAAGUCGACGACCUCGGUGCCCGCCUCCGCUCCUCCGAUAAGCUCUCACCGAUAACCCAGGCCCAUUUGGAACUCAACUACGCCGCCAUCCGCCUCCUCUUCUACGGCCCCUUCUUCAAGCCAUCUUCCGAUACGGAAGCCAAACUCUUCAACCUCUUCAUACCAAAUAUCGAGGGUAAACGCCUGCACCUCGCGAGGGAGGCUGUUCGCGCGCUCGGCUUUGCGAGCAAGGAAUUACUGGACACGGGACCGAGUAUCUGGAGUAUCCUGUUCUAUGCUAUCGUGAGGUGCUUUCUGGUGGGGCUUAGCAUUAAGCAUGAUCCCAUUAGUGGGUACUCACCGGAACUGCGAAGCGAGGCGGGGGAGGCGGUAACCAAGAUUGGUGAUAUUGCAAAGUUCAUGUGCGAGGGGCGGAGAUGGUGCUUUAUGGUUCUCUCUGGGACGCUAAUGUUGUUUACCAAGAAGGUUGCCGAGGAUAAGGACGCUAUCAAGAGGAUUAAGGGGAGUAGGGAAGCUUCGCCCGUGGCUGCUGUGGCAAAGGGGAGGAAGAGGAAGAGGAAUGCUGCGGUUGGGGAGGUGGCCGAGAGGGCUGAGAGGCCCGUGGAGGGAAUCGUGGGGACAGGGCCCGAAGGGGCCACUCUUGAGGGAACGGUGGCGGAAGUCCAGGUGGGAGCCAUGUCACAGCAGGUGGGCUCAGGCACUGCGCCAGUAGCCGCGGCGGGUAGCAUAGCGGGCAUGCCAGUGCUACAGACGGCACUCGGAGAAUACACGGAAUUCGCCAACUGGGACUUGGGCAAUAACUAUAGCGGGGAAAUUGACUGGAAGGACUGGGAUAGGGUGAUUUCGGGCAUGGCCGAG